This is a messenger RNA of Oikopleura dioica, 1290 nucleotides long. Lineage: Eukaryota; Metazoa; Chordata; Appendicularia; Copelata; Oikopleuridae. The record is from the annotation of a GenBank genome assembly.
AUGAGCAGACAACUGUUUUAUCCGGAGAAGGCAAAAGCUCAUUUACCAGGCGAUCAAAUCUUCGAGUUUUAUAACGGAGAAACUAUCGUCAUAGACUCACCACUCAUCGCUGGAAAAGUAACCUCCGAAAUUCAUCCGACUUCUCAAAAGCUCGAAAAGCUCUUCAUCCCGCUAAAUCACGAAAUCGCCACCCGAAAGCUUCCUCUUUUUCAAUCCGAGCAUCAUCAGCUCUUCGAGUUCUCCCCAAAAGCUGUUUAUUCUUUCAAAAGAUCAAACUCAAAAGGAAGAGUGAAGGGAAUCACGACGCAUAAGAUUGGAGGAAAAGCGUCCUUCGCAACUCAUGUCAAGCAAGCUCUCUUCGAAAAUGGCCUCUCUGGUACUCCUGUGAAGAUAAACCCCAAAUUGAAAGAGAGAUUCCUCAAACUCAGACCGAGAAAAUCGUACACAAAAUUUGAAGCAAGAAGAAUUUCGUCUAGCUCUGCGUUCAACAUUGAACUCGGUUCGAAUUCAGUUAAAAUUCAAUAUCAUAUUUUGGAUCUGACAGAUAUGAUACUCCCAGUCUUCGAAGACAUCGCAAAAUUUCGUGGAGAGAAAAUUGUGCUCCCUGAUCGUACUAUUGAAAUCUUUCCAAGUGAAGUUCUGGAAGGCUCGACUUUUGGAGACGAUUUCAAGAAGGCCCUGACGAUAGAGAUCGAGCUUGAGAAAACGGAUGGAAGUUGGGAAAUCAUCGCCGAAUCUGUGCUCAAUUCAGAAGUGAUUGUCAACAAUAGAAACUCACACGAAUCAAACAACCAACUGCUUGAUGAGAUACUUUUAGCGCAACGACAAUAUCUUCCAUUUACUGGAGCUCCUGGAACGGAUCACGAGAAAACAUUUCUUCGAACGUUUUAUCAGCGAAAAAAUGGGCUCAAGUCUGAUGUUAAAAUUUCUGAGGACGAAAUUCGUUUUGCAUAUCUAGGAGCUUUGAUUUCGAAUGUAGCUGGAACAAUUUUGGCGAAAAAUGGAGCGUCUUUUGUUACCCAACGUUUCAAAACUCUAUCGUUUAUUGAGCAUUUUUGUCAAUUCGUUGUUCCCAGCAAUUUCUCGGAAUUGACCACUCUUCACGCGCCAUGCUUAAAUCCUCUGGACUCUUUUGUCGAGUACUCAAAUGUGAAGCUUUUGAGAAAUGUCGCUGAUGGAAAAGAAAUUUCAAUCGUAGGACAAGAAGCUGGGAGCAUCGCUGAUGCUGGGAAUAUUUUCAGAAUAAGACAAGAGCGAGCCAAUCAUCGGCUCAAAGUAAUGGGUUCAUAA